AUGGGGCUUCUCUCCGCCAUCGUCAACCCCCUGGUUCAUAUAUCUUCGGACAUCUCAACACCAGCAUUGAUAGGAGCUAGCUUUGCAAUCUUCCUCACCCUCUCGAUAGUCCUGAAUGUCCUCCGCCAACUCCUAUUCAAGAACCCGAACGAGCCACCAGUCGUAUUCCACUGGGUGCCAUUCUUCGGAAGCACCAUAGUUUACGGUAUCGAUCCCUACAAAUUCUUUUUCAGCUGUCGCGAGAAGUAUGGCGAUGUAUUCACCUUUAUACUCCUCGGCCGUAAGACCACUGUAUGUCUCGGGACAACUGGCAACAAUUUUAUUUUGAAUGGAAAGAUCCAAAAUCUCAACGCGGAGGAGAUCUAUAGCCCUCUUACUACACCCGUAUUCGGCAGUGAUGUUGUGUAUGACUGCCCUAACUCAAAGUUGAUGGAACAAAAGAAGUUUGUGAAGUUUGGAUUAACCUCAGACGCACUCAAGUCGUACGUUCGCACCAUCACAGAUGAGACGAGGGAUUUCAUCAAGAAGAAUGCCGCGUUCAAGGGCAAAAAGGGGACUGUUAACCUCUCAUCUGCAAUGGCUGAGCUCACCAUAUAUACUGCCUCCGCAUCUCUCCAGGGGAAGGAGGUUCGCGCUAAAUUCGACUCCACAUUCGCAGACCUUUACCACUAUCUCGACAUGGGUUUUAGCCCUAUCAACUUUAUGCUGCCUUGGUUUCCAUUCCCUCACAAUCGCAAGCGCGACUACGCCCAAAAGACCAUGACCGAUCUUUACUGCGAAAUCAUUGAGCGACGUCGUGCUGCUGGAGGGAAGCGUGAGGGCGAUGAGGAUAUGAUAUGGAACUUGAUGAGCUGCCAAUACAAAGAGGGCCGAGCACCUACCGACAAGGAAAUCGCACAUAUGAUGAUUGCACUUCUCAUGGCUGGACAGCACUCUUCUUCCUCGACGAUUGCCUGGAUCUUGUUGCGUCUGGCUUCUCAGCCUGAAAUCAUCGAAGAGUUGCUUCAGGAACAGAAGGACGUACUGGGAGCUGAUCUACCAGACCUCACCUAUGAUGAUUUAGCUCGACUAUCACUUCAUUCCCAAGUCGUCAAAGAAACUUUGCGGAUUCAUACACCAAUUCACUCAAUCAUGAGGAAAGUCAAGACACCAAUGCCAGUGGAUGGUACUAAGUACACCGUUCCCACCUCACACGUUCUCCUUGCCUCCCCUGGAGUUACUGCUCGGUCGGCAGAGAACUUCCCAAACCCACUUCACUGGGAUCCUCACCGGUGGGAUGCCCACAAAGAGGUUGAGGAAGACGAUAGCGAGAAGAUCGACUACGGGUGGGGUCUGGUCAGUAAGGGAACCGCGAGCCCGUAUCUACCAUUUGGCGCCGGAAGGCAUCGAUGCAUUGGCGAACAGUUCGCAUAUGUGCAGUUGCAAACGAUCCUGGUGGAAUUUGUUCGGGCAUUCAAGCUACGUAAUCCUGAUGGGAGCCGCGAAGUGCUUGUGGAGACUGAUUACUCUUCACUGUUCUCACGCCCGCUGAAUCCUGCCACCAUUGAGUGGGUCCGGAGAGACGCGUAG
Pseudovirgaria hyperparasitica is the source of this 1569-nucleotide messenger RNA. RefSeq names its product cytochrome P450. Gene Ontology annotation, molecular function: iron ion binding; oxidoreductase activity, acting on paired donors, with incorporation or reduction of molecular oxygen; monooxygenase activity. Lineage: Eukaryota; Fungi; Ascomycota; Dothideomycetes; Acrospermales; Acrospermaceae. The transcript is spliced from 4 exons. The coding region runs from base 1 to 1569 and encodes 522 amino acids. Gene Ontology annotation, biological process: ergosterol biosynthetic process. The record is from RefSeq and is a predicted model, not a curated record.